Messenger RNA from Lindgomyces ingoldianus, 1846 nucleotides. Its product is annotated as paraben-hydrolyzing esterase precursor. The transcript is spliced from 3 exons. Bases 1 to 1611 code for a protein of 536 amino acids. The record is from RefSeq and is a predicted model, not a curated record. NCBI's taxonomy places the organism in Eukaryota, Fungi, Ascomycota, Dothideomycetes, Pleosporales, Lindgomycetaceae.
AUGCAAAAAGCCUCAUCACCAUACCUCCGUGAUCUAGAGCACCGCGGCUUCAUCGAAGGUCUCACAUAUAUAGACAAGUCUUCCAAACCCUUAUGUCACUACUUCGGUGGCAUUCCAUAUGCACUACCUCCUGUAGGCCCUUUCAGAUGGCAGAAGCCAAGACCGCUGCCUGCAUGCUAUAGGUAUGGAACAAGAGCAAACCCGGGACGCUAUACGGGCGGUUGCAGUAUUUGUCCACAGCCAAAGCCGAAUGAUGAGCUUAAUACUGAAUUGUGGGAUGAGGAUUGCUUACAAUGCAAUGUUUGGAUCCCGGUGGGAGAUCCGCCGAAAGGAGGGUGGCCUGUGCUAUUCUGGAUUCACGGCGGCUUCCUCCAAUUCGGCGACCCCAACGAAGACGACCUGCGCGCCAUGCUCAGCGAAACCCCUUGCAAAGCUAUCGUCAUAGCCCCUGCCUACCGACUCAACAUCUUCGGCUUCCUCGCAUCUCCUGAACUCUGCGAAGCCUCCCCAGGUGUGUCCCCCAACGUCGGAUUCUGGGACCAACGCCUCGCACUAGAAUGGACGUGGCACAACGUCAGCUACUUUGGCGGUGACGCAUCCAACAUCACCAUUGGCGGAUAUUCCGCGGGCUCACAUUCGACGUUCCAUCAACUCGCCUAUGAUCUCGGGGUCUCCGAUUCCAAAAGCAUCGUGCGAAGAGCGUUGAUGUUGUCGAACGGCCCCGGUAUGCAACCGAAAUCCUUCGAUGAAGCGCAGGCGCAAUUCAACGAACUUCUUUCAGUUCUCCAAAUCCCUAUGAGUCUCUCGGCUGCGGAGAAACUCGCAAAGCUGCGGACGCUAGAACCCAAGAAACUGAUUCAAGCAAGCAUCAAAAUGAAAUACCACCAAUUCCGCGCGACAACAGAUGGGUCUUUCGUCCGACAUGGCCUCCUCAAUGAAAUUGACUCCGGGAUCUUUGCGGCGCAGAUGAAGCGCAGAGGUGUGAGACUUAUCAUCGGGGAAUGCAAAGACGAACACUUCGUUUAUGGAAACUGGCGACCGCCUAAGAACAAUCUAGAUAGUCUUUUCCGUCGCCUACAAGCAGACUACCCGCUUGCAGCCUGCGAGACCCUCAUCGACCAUUACUAUCCUAACGGAAAACUCCCCGCGAAUUGCAAAACCUGGCAAGAAGCCUUCGGCCGCAUCUACGCAGACAUCCAAAUCCACGCGCUUGAGCGCGGGAUGGUCUCAGCACUCACCCGCCAUGGCGCGGGCCAUCUCAUCCACCGGUACCGUAUGGAAUGGCGCGCGCAAUGUUGUGAUAAGCUGUGGCCGCGGGGUUGGGGUGUUACACAUGGGACAGACAUGGCGAUUUGGUUCUGGGGGAAUGAAUUCAGUCUUAGUAAGAAGGAAAAGAGACUGGUAAAGAAUGCGUUUCAUGAUAAUUUCGCAAGCUUUUUGAAUGGGGAGGACAUGGAUUGGGGGACAGAGCAUCCGUUGCACGUAAGGACGUUGACUUCAAAAGGUACGGUGGUUUGCGAGGAGGAUGAGAGGCUAGAUGAGGGAUUAAGGGUUUGGGAUGUGUUAAAAAGGGUGGGAGCGACGGGAAAUAUGCUGAAUGCGAAGUUGUAGGCCUUUGAGGACGGCCCUCUUCAUCCUCUCGCCGUUCUCCCAAAUGUUGGGAAGAGAUUUACUAUAUCAAAUUUGAUCUUCCAACGGUUCCCAAAAUCUAUUGGCCCACGGGACUGCGGACGAGCCCGCUUGCACUUCUCAGCCCUUUGUUGAGAACUCAAUCCCACUCAUUCUACUCCGGCGAAAAUGAAGCGUAGAAUAGGAUAGAGCCUCGCAUCAUACACACCCUGCCCGC